CUCGACUACCCGAGCACAUUUGUCCACUUGGCAGGUUACUGGUGUGGCAGCACCUCGCGGGCGUCUUAGCGUAUCCAGGAGCCAACGUUUGGAAGGGAAUGCGAGAUUAAGAAGUAUUCUGUCCUCCUCCACCUCUCGAAGAUUUGACCUGCAGCAGCUGAGGAGCGAUUGACAGCUGCUCACAGUCCAUUGCAGACAGAAGAACUCUUUUCUAAAACCCGCUAUGGCUUUGAAUUCGUUUGAUAUUGAUGCUCCACGAUGGGACCAGUCGACGUUUAUGGGUCGACUCAAACAUUUCUUCAACAUCACCGAUUUUCGAACGGCAGCUCUGCCAGACUCACGCCUGGACGAGGCCAAAGCUUUGGUAGAAAGCUGCAGGGCUGGAUCGGUCCCUCCUGGGACGACUGAGGAGCAGCUCUACUAUGCAAAGAAACUGUAUGAUUCAGCGUUCCACCCAGACACUGGCGACCGAAUGAACAUCAUCGGCCGAAUGUCCUUUCAGGUUCCAGGUGGAAUGGCUAUCACUGGUGCCAUGCUGCAGUUCUACAGAACGGUUCCUGCUGUGGUGUUCUGGCAGUGGGUGAAUCAGUCUUUCAACGCUUUGGUCAACUACACAAACCGUAAUGCUGCGUCGCCCAUCACUCCCAAGCAGAUCGGCGUUGCUUAUGUUACAGCAACCAGCACAGCUCUGGCAACAGCUGUGGGACUCAACCUCUACACUAAGAAAGCUCCUCCUCUUGUUGCUCGCUGGGUUCCUUUCGCCGCCGUGGCCGCAGCCAACUGUGUAAACAUUCCCAUGAUGAGGCAACAGGAAGUCCUGAAUGGAAUCGCUGUUACGGACGAAAAUGGCAACAAGCUGGGUCACUCCAAGAAAGCGGCUAAGAAAGGCAUUGCUCAAGUCGUCAUUUCAAGGAUCACUAUGGCUGCCCCAGGAAUGAUCAUCCUGCCCAUCAUCAUGCAGAGACUGGAGAAAUACAAAUUCAUGCAGAGAAUCACAUAUCUCCAUGGACCCAUCCAGGUCAUGUUGGUUGGAUGCUUUUUGAUUUUCAUGGUUCCAGCUGCCUGCUCCCUCUUCCCUCAGCGAUGCUCCAUGGCUGUGUCAAAACUGGAGCCCGAACUACGAGACUGUAUUGUAUCUCAGUAUGGAGACCGUGUCCAACAUGUUUACUUCAACAAAGGCCUUUGACCUGGAUGUGUUCAACCGCCAGUGGAAGAAAAACGCAGAGCUAGUCUUAAUAUUGGUGCUUCACUGGGACUUCACCCUGUCCCUCUUUCACGUUCUUCUUCCUUUGAUUGACCAAAAGUGUCACAUGUGCUGCUUCUCUGGAUGCAGGACAGUCGCUGCAGGUUUUUUAUUUACUGUGAACUUGGAGUCAGUGCCUUCAAUUUAAGUGGUGACGACAGCGUCAGACUUUUGUUUAUAAUUUUAGUUUGUAAAACUAUGCAUGAUUUGGGAGCACACACAGAUGACAAUACUGAUGCUGUUGGAUUUACUGUCUUCUGGCCGAACAUGGUCAGAUAAUUUCACAGCCAUCUGAAAUGUAAACUGGAAUAAAGCCACACGAGUAUUUUAACUGCCGCGCUGCCAUUUUAAUGUUUCUCCUUCAGGUAAGUCAUCAAAAUGGAACACGCAUUUUCACUUUGAAUGUUUUUCACCUCUCCUUGACGUAAAUACAGUUAUUUUGUGCAACUGUUGCGCAUGAUGUCUAUUGAAAUUGUUUCUGCUAUUAACAAUCUGUUUAGUCAAAUAUAAUUCACUCCAUAAUUUUUCACUUGGUUAUUUUUAAAAUUAACUGUACUUUAUGUUGCUGUUUGUGCUUGAAGGGAGAUGAGAUAUUGAGAUAAUCUAUAAAAUAAUCUAUGAAAAUCAUAAAAAUUAAUGUAAGGAAGUCAAAAGCCAUUCCAGUUACUCGUAAAGCAAAUACGAAUAACUGUUGUAAGAAGAAAGCACUACAGUUGUGGGUUAAAAUCGAAAUAGAAAUUAGAUUUCAGACUGAACAUAAAAGAGAAACCAUUAUACGUAGCCAUUAUAAAUAGGUGUAUAAACUAAACACACGAUAAAAGUACUAUAUACAAUUUCAUUGGGAUUAGUAUUACUUACUACAUGCACAUAAUCAAAUGUAUACUAAUUGUUAACGAAAAACCUAAGUGUGUGACAAAAGUAGAAGAUGAAAGAAAAAUAGAAACUAGAUAUACCUUUAUCGGAUAUUGGUCUGAUACCGGUCUUAAGUACCGUACUUGUACUUAUAAAUGGCCACCGAUUGCACUUCAUGGCAGGGCAGACUUUUUGAAUGUCAUUUUAUUCAUGAAAAAUGUGUUAAAAUUGUGUUAGUACUGCGCUGAAACUUGUGACAAUCACCACUGUACAAAGAAAACUGUAUCGUGUCGGUGAGUACUCACUCGUUUCGGAAAAACUGUUAUCGGUGCAUGGCGAAAAGAAACAACUACAGUAUUAAGGCAACAUUAUUAAGGUGAAAUGAUUAUUCUCUAAAUAACCGGAUAGCUAUGUCUAAAGAUGUCCUGACUGUUAUGUAACGCAAUGUAUUACAUAAAAAAAAAAAAACUUAAUUAGAGAAAACUGGAAGUAGACCGGAAAAAUGACG
Molecule: messenger RNA, 2603 nt
Organism: Synchiropus splendidus (mandarinfish)
Lineage: Eukaryota; Metazoa; Chordata; Actinopteri; Syngnathiformes; Callionymidae
Gene: sfxn2
Product: sideroflexin 2
Exons: 13
Coding region: 224-1186 (320 amino acids)
Biological process (GO): serine import into mitochondrion; monoatomic ion transport
Cellular component (GO): mitochondrial inner membrane
Molecular function (GO): monoatomic ion transmembrane transporter activity
Source: RefSeq, a predicted model, not a curated record